AUGUUCGGCAAUCGCGGCCCUCAGAAUGUAAUCCUCAUACUUGCUAUUCUAGGGAGUAUGCCAGGUAGCAUGGUCGUCAGUUUGCCUGUUAUUCCGGCUAAAGAUAGUAAAACCAAUGUCGACUCAGCAGAUCAAAUCUUCUACGCUGUACGAUGCCAUGCCGACACCUACGUUAUAGCGCACCAUUGUCAGGCUCGCUGCAACGGAAGGGCUCAUGUACUCAUCAAUGAGACCCGAUGCCCAAUCGGAUCAGAUAAUGCUGACGAUAUCUUUUCGGAUUGUUACUGCACUCCAGAAUGUGUGCCUUGUAAGGAGGAGGGUGAAGAACAGGCUAAAGAGGACGUGUCCGUUCCUGAGUGA
Messenger RNA from Fusarium tjaetaba, 360 nucleotides. RefSeq lists its product as uncharacterized. The coding region runs from base 1 to 360 and encodes 119 amino acids. The record is from RefSeq and is a predicted model, not a curated record. The transcript has a single exon. NCBI's taxonomy places the organism in Eukaryota, Fungi, Ascomycota, Sordariomycetes, Hypocreales, Nectriaceae.